AUGGAUCCUCCACCACCACCACCACCAGCAGUAGCAGUAGUACCCAAACCUCCAAGGUACAACUCCUCACAGCACAAUCCCGUCUUCACGGCCACCACCGUCUCGGACAAAUCCCCUCUCAAUAUCCAAUCCUUUCCGCAGUCCAAAAAUCCAAACUAUGAUGACUUAUCCUUCUCAUCUUACGUCAAGCCCAAGGAGAAAGCCGAUGAGGAGCCCGAGAUAAGCAUUUUCGACGCCCAGAAAUAUUUCUGCGAAAUUAACGACAAUAAUAAUAAUAAGAAUCUUAAUCAAGAUCCGAGGUUGUCGUCGGUUUCCUCCGAGGGGUACGGCCGGAAUUUUCGAACGGGGUCUUUCAACGCGACCCCGACUGCCUCGUCGGAGGCCAGCUGGAACAGCCAGACGGGCCUGUUGGCCAACCCGCCGGGAUCCGCGGCGGUCAACGUCAAAAAGUCGGCCGCCUCUGGAGAUCAUGGUCUCCAGAGGAAGAGCUCCGGCAAGAAGUGGAUCUUCGGGCGCAGAAUUUAG
Messenger RNA from Striga hermonthica, 525 nucleotides. NCBI's taxonomy places the organism in Eukaryota, Viridiplantae, Streptophyta, Magnoliopsida, Lamiales, Orobanchaceae. The record is from the annotation of a GenBank genome assembly.